Lecanosticta acicola is the source of this 835-nucleotide messenger RNA. NCBI's taxonomy places the organism in Eukaryota, Fungi, Ascomycota, Dothideomycetes, Mycosphaerellales, Mycosphaerellaceae. The record is from the annotation of a GenBank genome assembly.
AUGUUCUCGCGCAAUAGAGUUUUCUCUUCCACUACAACAACCACCCUCACCAACUCCCUCAAGACUUGCAACCCAACUCACCGACUCCAUCAACAAACUUUCAACCGCUCCUUCCACGCCUCAGCCGCCAACAUGACCAUCAAGGCCUACUUCGAUGUGACCUGGACCGGUCCCCAGAUCAACGUCGACGCCAAAGGCAACCCCACCAACACCGACAAGGAGGUCAAGGGCAAGUCGCCCUCGCAUCCAUUCACUGUCAUCGAUGUUGACUCGAGCUGAUCACCAAACGCAGAACGCUCUGGCCGCAUCAACUUCGAGCUCUUCGACGAGACCGUCCCCAAGACCGCCGAGAACUUCAAGAAGCUCUGCACCGGAGAGUUGGGCUUCGGCUACUCUGGCUCCAAGUUCCACCGUGUCAUCCCAGAUUUCAUGCUUCAGGGCGGUGACUUCACCCGUGGUAACGUAAGUAACGAUACGCAGCAGUCCACGGCUCUCGCUGGUCCGGCCACAUAUGCUGACGGCUGUUCUCAUCCAGGGCACCGGUGGAAAGUCCAUCUGGGGCGAGAAGUUCCCCGACGAGAACUUCAAGCUCACCCACAGCAAGCCGUUCAUGCUCUCCAUGGCCAACGCCGGCCCCAACACCAACGGUUCCCAGUUCUUCAUCACCACCGUCGUCACCUCGUGGCUCGACGGCCGCCACGUCGUCUUCGGCCAGGUUCCCGACGAUGACGCCGAGUCCAAGAGCAUCAUCAAGUCCAUCGAGGCCUGCGGCUCCAGCAGCGGCUCGAUCAAGUACCCCAAGCCACCAACCAUUACCGCUUCUGGUGCAGAGUAA